Molecule: messenger RNA, 2258 nt
Organism: Cyprinodon variegatus (sheepshead minnow)
Lineage: Eukaryota; Metazoa; Chordata; Actinopteri; Cyprinodontiformes; Cyprinodontidae
Gene: mylk4b
Product: myosin light chain kinase family member 4-like
Exons: 12
Coding region: 173-2254 (693 amino acids)
Biological process (GO): protein phosphorylation; positive regulation of apoptotic process; intracellular signal transduction
Cellular component (GO): cytoplasm; nucleus
Molecular function (GO): ATP binding; protein serine/threonine kinase activity
Source: RefSeq, a predicted model, not a curated record
AGCCACCUGCUAUUCUUAUAACUCAGCUCUGUCGUGCGGCAUUUGAGGGAUAGAUUUAUGACCUCCAUCCGCAUCUCUCCUUCUGACCGUACUAUGGUCCUUCUUGUAGUUUCCUUUGCGAUUAUAUGAAGUAAAACUUUUAUUUUUUAGUAUUUGUAAACAGUUUAACACCAUGAACUCCAGCCUGGUUAACUCUUUAGCCAAAGUAUACGAUCCAAAUCCCCUUCACGGUCAGAAGUUCUCUGCAAGGAAGUUCUCCCUGACUGGAUCAGAUCUGUCCCAAGCUUCUUCAUCUUCUUCUCACUACGACGCAUCCCUACGGUGCAUGGAGGGCAGAAUAAACUCCCUCAGCUCACAGAUGGAGCACCUGCUGAUGAUGCAGCAGACCGUCCUGACCCGACUGGACGGCCUGUCCCAGGAUGUGAGAGGCAUGGGUCAGGAGAUGGCCUCCUCUCACCCGGGGAGACGUGGCUCAGGGAUCGAGGCAGUUUGCAUGGAGCUGCGUGGGGCAGUGGAGCGUAUAGAGAGUCAAGGACGCAGGCUGGAAGGAGUGGAGAAGCUGGUGGAGGGAACCCAGCAGGUGAUCAGCUUCAUUGGGGAAGUGGUGAAGAGCUCAAGGCUGGUGGAGCUUUUUUUCAAGCAGCCUGGAAACAAAAUCAGCAGGAAGGCAAAAGAUGACAAAGCCAAGCAGAGUGUUAAAGGUGGGAAAUCUCAGAAGAAAAGGAAACCUCAGGAUUCUUCAGACACCUCCUCUCUGAGUGAGUCGGCGUUAAAGGAGCAGAUUGAAAAGCUCAACAGGGAGAACAGCGAGCAUUCCCAUGUAAACGCGGAGGGUGCCGACCAGAAUCGGGAAGAUGGAGGAAGCGGGGGGCUGAUCCUGGAUAGGUCACAUGCUCCUGCAAGCCAAACUAAGGAGGGGAGGGAGGAAAGUAAGGAAAACAAGGAUAAGGAAGAAGAGAGGGAUGUGCCUGAUGACACAGAAGCAGAGGAAGAGCAGGAUGAUGGUGAAGAAAAGGGCAGAAAAUUGGAGGAUGAUGUACAGAAAAGGCUUAAAGGAGAAUCAGAAGAAGCGUCACUGUUGGACAACGUUAUUUCAGACAUGAGCAAGACGUCCCAGGAAAGCUCUGAAGACACUGAAGAUGGAGGCGCCGUAGGCAAACGCCGCGUCACAGAAGAGGACCAGAAGGAUGACCUGAAAAAGAGUCGAGUGGAGGACAGCGUAGUGAAAAACGCUGUUGGUGAGGAGGUGGAGGGCUCAAAGUCAGACGAAGCCAAUGCAGAAGCUAAAGAAGCAGGAGAGUGUGCAGUGAAAGAAUUUGUCAUUGAUGCAGGCCCUCCUCCGACCGCUCCUUUUGAUCACCGAAUUGUGACUCCUAAACCCCAUCAAAUAGCCACCUAUUACACUAUAAACAGGGAUGAGGUUCUGGGCGGGGGUCGUUUCGGACAAGUCUACAAGUGCCUGGAGAACUCGUCUGGGCUGACUCUCGCUGCUAAAAUCAUCAAAGCAAAGAGCCAAAAAGAGAAGGAGGUCGUGAGGAACGAGAUCCAGGUGAUGAACCAGCUGAACCACGCCAACCUCAUCCAGCUCUACGCCGCCUUUGAGUCACGGAAUGACAUCAUCCUGGUUAUGGAAUAUGUGGAAGGGGGGGAGUUAUUUGACCGCAUCAUUGACGAGAACUACAACCUGACGGAGCUGGACACGGUGCUGUUCAUCCGUCAGAUCUGUGAAGGGCUGCAGUACAUGCACAAAAACUACAUCCUGCAUCUUGAUCUCAAGCCAGAAAACAUUCUUUGCGUCAGCAGAGCUACAAACAAGAUAAAAAUAAUUGAUUUUGGCCUGGCAAGGAGGUAUAAACCCAGAGAGAAGCUGAGGGUUAAUUUUGGAACGCCGGAAUUUCUCGCCCCUGAAGUCAUCAACUAUGAGUUUGUUUCAUUCCCAACAGACAUGUGGAGUCUUGGAGUCAUCACUUACAUGCUGCUUAGUGGCUUGUCUCCAUUUCUGGGGGACGAUGACAAUGAGACACUCAAUAACAUUCUGGCCUGUCAGUGGAACUUUGAGGAAGAGGAGUUUAGAGACAUUUCCGAUGAGGCCAAAGACUUUAUCACCCGGCUGCUGGUGAAGAGCAAGAGCUGGAGGAUGAGCGCAACAGAGUCCCUCCGACACGCCUGGCUAUCCGACCGAAGCUUGCACUAUCGACUAAAUUUAAAGAAAAACAAGUGCCACUCCUCACAUGCUCCCGCACCUGAGAACUAAACGG